CACUUUAUUUAAGCAUAUGGUCGGACUAUCAGUGCAAUUUUGUAAGAGGUGUUCAACAGAACUACAAAGGAUCCUUCAAAUGUUAUUGUCGUAAAGAGAUUUAUAAUAUUUAUGUAACAGUUUCUUAUUCUAAUAAAUAAGAUGACUAACCAAAAUUCUGAGGCUUCCCAGAUGCCUCUUUGGUUGAAAUGUGCUAAAUUGCAACAACAAGAAUAUUAUGAACUUUUGCCAGAAUAUACAAAAUAUGAAAAAAGGGAAUAUAAAUAUUUAAAGCAAAAUAUUGGUUUUGCACUUUUUGGCCCACCAUCAGAAAUAACAGGUGACAAGGAUCUUGUUGAUGAUUCGGCUGAAACAGACGAUAUCCUUAAUAAACUGCGUUAUAAGCCCAUGCUUCAGACAGUUAUAGAUAAAAUAUUUGACCAAGUGCGUAAAAAUGGUGAAGGAGCAGUAGAAAAGGAAUGUAUUUAUUUUGGAAUCAUCUUUAAUAUAACAUUCUCUACUAAAAAUAAUUCUACUGAAAACAUUUCUCCUUCAGCAAUAGAAAAUGAGGUAGAUGAUAAUGAAAAACUCAAAAUAGAUAUUCAAUCAACACCUAUCUUUAAGAUAAAAAGAAUUAUAGUGAAUAAGGAUUCAAAGACAUAUAAAAAUAAAAGUUGUGCAUGUGAAGAAUGGUAUAUUGAUGCAUGGGCUAGGUUGUACACAAGUUGGGCAUAUUAUAAAGAAACAAAUGUUUUACAUCCAUGCACUAUGGUUAUUCCAAAGGAUGGAUUCUAUCAACCAGAUCCACUUUGUGAAAUGACUGAAGAAUAUUCAACAGUAUGGUUAGAGGUUUUAGAAUCACCUGCAAAUUCUACAGCUGCUACUGUUGUAAAUUAUGCAGAUAAAGCUGCUACUGUAGUAGGUGCUGCGAGUUUGGCUUUAGGUGUUGCAGCUAUGUUUACACCAGCUGCACCUUUGGUAGUGGGUGCGGUGGUGACUAGUACAGUAAGUGGUGUAUGGUCAACUGGUCGAGCAGUACAAAAUUUGGCAGAUAGAAGCAAACACAACCAAAGUAUCAGUAUUACGGAGAGAGAGGCCCUAGGUCCGUGGUUAUCUAUAGCAGGCGGUGUAUUAGGUGCUACUGCAGCUAGAGGAAAUAUGAUGUUCGUGAAAGCUAUUCAGAAUGGUAGUCAUAUAAACUCUUUUAUGAAAUUUGCGUAUAAUACAGUACUCGUAAGUAAUUUAGGUGUGAAUGGUUGUGGUGUAGCAUACAAUGCCUAUUGUAUGUAUGAAAAGUACCAACAGGGGGAUGAAAUUACUAUGUAUGAUUUACUAUCUUUUGGAACACACGUUUUAUUCUUUAGUAGUGCAGUUAUGAAAUUUCAAUUUGCGGGAGACCUUAUUGAAUCCACUCAGGGUAAAAUUUUAGAUGAGUAUAGAGCUUCUUUGCGUUCUAAACGCCUUCGUACCGCAUUUAAUCGUGCAAAGCGUAAUGCCGCAGCAAACACUUCAGAUGUAACAGCUCAAAAUGCCGAAGUAAUACGUUAUAUUAAUAAAAAAGCAGAGUUGCAGCUACAAAAUAAUUCACAAAACAAUUCGAACAAUAGUUCAAAAAAUAAAUCACAGAGUACUCCAAAGAAUAAUUCACAAAGUAGUUCGGAAAGUAAUUUAAAAAAUACUUCGAAGAAUAAUUCUGAGAAUACUUCACAGAGUACUUCAAAAAAUAACUCACAAAGUAAUUCGCAAAAUAAUUCACAAAAUAAUUCAAACAAUAGUUCAAAAAAUAAUUCACAAAGCAAUUCGGAAAGUAAUUUAAAAAAUACUUCGAAGAAUAAUUCUGAGAAUACUUCACAGAGUACUUCAAAAAAUAACUCACAAAGUAAUUCGCAAAAUAAUUCACAAAAUAAUUCAAAUAAUAGUUCAAAAAAUAAUUCACAGAAUACUCCAAAAAAUAAUUCACAAAGUAGUUCGGAAAGUAAUUUAAAAAAUACUUCGAAGAAUAAUUCUGAGAAUACUUCACAGAGUACUUCAAAAAAUAACUCACAAAGUAAUUCGCAAAAUAAUUCACAAAAUAAUUCAAAUAAUAGUUCAAAAAAUAAUUCACAGAAUACUUCAAAAAACAAUUCACACAGUAGUUCGGAAAGUAAUUUAAAAAAUACUUCGAAGAAUAAUUCUGAGAAUACUUCACAGAGUACUUCAAAAAAUAACUCACAAAGUAAUUCGCAAAAUAAUUCACAAAAUAAUUCAAAUAAUAGUUCAAAAAAUAAUUCACAGAAUACUCCAAAAAAUAAUUCACAAAGUAGUUCGGAAAGUAAUUUAAAAAAUACUUCGAAGAAUAAUUCUGAGAAUACUUCACAGAGUACUCCAAAAAAUAACUCACAAACUAAAUCUGAAAAUAAUUCACAAAAUAAUUCAAACAAUAGUUCAAAAAAUAAUUCACAAAGCAAUUCGGAAAGUAAUUUAAAAAAUACUUCGAAGAAUAAUUCUGAAAAUACUUCACAGAGUACUCCAAAAAAUAACUCACAAAGUAAAUCUGAAAAUAAUUCACAAAAUAAUUCGAACAAUAGUUCAAAAAAUAAUUCUGAAAAUAAUUCACAGAAUACUUCAAAAAGUAAUUCACAAAGCAGUUCAACAAAUAAUUCUAAAGAUAAUUCACAGAGUACUUCAAAAAAUAAUUCUGUGAGUAUUUCUGAAAACAAUUUACAAACAAGUUCAUUCGGCAAUUCAUUUACAUGGUCUUUUAAGAAUGGAAAAAUAGAAAUUAAUGAUAUUGUAAUGUUAGAUCCUUUCAAAUUAGUUACAAUAUUACUUGCAGCACGAAGGCAAUUUGCUCAAAACCAAACACAAUCAAAUAAAAAAAAUGGAAAUAUGAUACAAUAUGAUUUGAUACAAAGAACAGUAAAGAAUUCAUUAGUAUGUAUACAGAUAAAAAUGGCUUCAAAGCAUGGCAAGAAAUAUGUGAGUGUCCCUGAUAUUUUUAAAUUUGAUAAAAUUUGUGGAGAUAUGAUGUAUAUGAAAGACGCUAGUAUAAUUUUACCGCAAGUAUUUGAGAUAGCUUAUUCUCUAGUAGAGUAUGUAGGCGGUGUGGAGGUUAUUCAUGAAGCAGUUUAUUUUGUAUGGUAUUAUGUGAAAGAGAGUUUAAAACAAAAAUAUUACAUUGUAUCUUCUUUUAUGAGUAAUCCAAAGAUCCAAGCAAACAUCAGUUCAAUUAUAACUGCUCUUUGCGAAAACAUGAGUUGUACGGUACAACAAUUACUGCCUGCUUUUAAAAUGUAUUCCAAUGCGAUAAACUGAGAAGUUUUCAAUACAUUUAAAAGUAUUCAAAUAUUUUUUCAUUAUAAUUAAAAUAUACAACGCUGAGCAAUCAAAUAGACUAACAAAAUGAAAUCUUUAUUGUACAUUAUAGCGUUUUAGUAAUGUCUUUGUAUUUAUUAUUAUGAGAACAGCUUUUUAUAGAAAGUGCAGGUAUUAGCAGAAUAUUGUACAUGUUAAUAUCACAUUUGUGCCUUAAAUGAAUUGUUCACUACUACUAUCACAUAUUACAACGAUCAAAAAAUCGUUGAGAUAAGAAUGAUAAUUAUUUAAAACCGAUUAACGUUGUCUAAAAAGGAGGUAUUUUUGUAAUAUAAAUAAUAACGAAUAUUGUUAUGCCUUAAAUUGAACUUAGAAUUCUGUAAUAUCGCAUUAUUGUGUCUUACAUUAUCUACAUUGAUAAUGAAAUUUAUUUAUGAUUCGUUUAUUAACAUUUUUAUCUGAUAACAAUUUAAUUAAUCAAGUUUAUACAAACUCAAUUCUUUAUUGUUAACGACAAGACAAUUUAUAAAUUACGCACAAUUAAAUAAUUUACAAAAAAAAAAAAAAAAAUAUAAAGGGUAUAUAAAUCUAAUAAGAAAAAAUAUCUUCAAAUAAGCUUUUAUUUUGCAAUUAAAUUUUCAAUGACAUCCGAAUAAUGACUUUUUAUAAUCUUUAUUAUGGAACAAAUAAUUAUUGUACAACAAAUAAUUAGGAUUAAUUUUCUUACUAAUAUCAUACAUAUCAUUUUAUGCAUAA
Messenger RNA from Megachile rotundata (alfalfa leafcutting bee), 4029 nucleotides. RefSeq lists its product as uncharacterized. The record is from RefSeq and is a predicted model, not a curated record. NCBI's taxonomy places the organism in Eukaryota, Metazoa, Arthropoda, Insecta, Hymenoptera, Megachilidae.